ACUGCUGCUGCUCGGGCGGGACCCAGGCUGGACCGCGGGCCCCGGCCUGGGGGCCACAGCUGCCGCCGCCGCCGCCGCCUCUCUCCUCCCCGACCCCGCCCCGCCCCGCGUCUCCCCUCGUCGCUCGGGCCCGCGGCCGGGGUCCCUCCCCGCCGCCCCACCCCGAGCAGAUGCCGAAGGUGAAGGCGCUGCAAUGCGCCCUGGCGCUGGAGAUCCGCUCUGUAACUUGUCCAGGAGUGCUACUGAAAGACAAGGAGGACAUCUAUCUUAGCAUCUGUGUGUUUGGCCAAUACAAAAAGACACAAUGUGUCCCAGCCACUUUUCCACUGGUCUUCAAUGCCAGAAUGGUGUUUGAAAAGGUGUUCCCUGAAGCAGUAGACCCUGGAGAUGUGGUUGCACAGCUUGAAUGUGAUACAGCCUUGUUUGAGUUGAUUCAGCUAGUUCCACCAGUGGGCGAAACACUAUCUACAUAUGAAGAAAAUACACGAGAUUUCAUGUUCCCGGGUCCAAACCAGAUUUCUGGACACCAUGAUUCAAACCGCCAGGUUACCAUGAGGAGGAUUUCUGGCCUUCGAGGAAUUGCUCCAAAGCUGGAGUUUUCUACAACCUCAGUGAUUACUGAAUGUCUGAUAAGUUCAAGGAAGUGCCGCACUCAGGAUAAAUUUAUUUACCAUACGGCUCCAGUUGAAAAAUCACACGGCAGACUGCAAAGCAGAACAGCAAGACCACAAAAGAAAAAAUCCAAGUCACCUGAGAGAAAUAAAUAUUGCGUAAAUGCAAAAAACUACGAACAGCCUACAAUAUCUUCAAAAUCACACUCUCCAUCUCCCUACACAAAAAGACGCAUGUGUGAGCUAUCUGAAGACACCAGGCGGCGGCUAGCCCAUUUAAAUCUGGGACCCUAUGAAUUCAAAAAAGAAACAGAUAAACCUCCAUUUGUGAUUAGACAUGUUGAUCCCCCAAGUCCCAGGGCUGAUGCUUUAUUUGGAUCUUCUGGCAGAGACUGUGAAAGAGAUGGGUGGUCCAGGAUGCACAAUGAUCAUUCUCAUCUGAGUUGCUACCGACCCAAAGAAUAUAAGCAGGUUAUCAGGACACCCCAUGGGAGAGACUUCGAUGACUCUUUGGAAAGUUGUGAUGAGUAUUUGAGCUCAAGGUCAUGUAGCAAGCCCCAGCAUUCAGCGAGGACCUUACUGGUCCAUUCAGCACCCUCAACAAUGCCCAAGCAUUCUCCAAGCCCAGUGUUAAAUCGAGCUUCUCUCAGGGAAAGAUUUCAUUCUGAUUGGUGUUCACCUUCAAACUGCGAUGAGAUCCAUGACCGGGUAAAAAAUGUCUUGAAAUCACAUCAGGCUCAUCAAAGACAUUUAUAUGAUGAGAGAGACCCAGAGAAAGAAGAUGAAUUGGAACUGAAAAGAGGUCUUUUAUACAGAGACUCUGCCUAUGAGAGUGACCCAGAGUAUAGCUCAUAUCAGCGGCCACGUGGCACUCUCCAUUUGGAUGAUGGCGAAUACUGGUCCAACAGGGCAGCCUCUUAUAAAGGAAAAUGCCACCGACCCAUCUUUGAGAACAGCAUGGACAAAAUGUACAGGAACUUAUACAAAAAGGCCUGUAGUUCUGUUUCUCAUACACAGGAAAGCUUCUGAGACCAUCUGCAAUAAACUGUAUGAGUGUCCGUGUCAACGUCUCAAUGAAAACGUUUGAUGUGAUCAAUAUCUGUAUUCCUUUUUUUUUGUAAAGACCAGGGAGUUCUUGGGGCCGGCCCAGUAGCACAGUGAUUAAGUUCACGCACUCCACUUCAGUGGCCUAGGGUUCGCAGGUUCGGAUCCUGGGCACAGACCUACGCCCCGCUUAUCAAGCCAUGCUGUGGCAGGCAUCCCACAUAUAAAGUAGAGGAGGCUGGGCACGAAUGUUACCCCAGGGCCAAUCUUCCUCAGCAAAAAGAGGAGGAUUGGCAAUGGAUGUUAGCUCAGGGCUAAUCUUCCUCACCUAAAAAAAAAAAAAAACAAUUCUAAUUGAGUACAGUAGUUAGACUUAAAUAAGUUCAUUACUUCAGAUGGUAAAUGAUCACAGGCAAUCCUUUUUUUUAUCACAGAAGAGAAUGCUGUGUUCCAAAAGUCAGAGCUCUGCCAAACAGUCUCAGCGUGCAGUCUAUGAAAAGGACAUCUGUCACAUCUAUCCCAUUUCACCAUCUGCAAAUCCAGGGUAGAUUCUCUCCAGAAAUAGUCUUCUGCCUUAGUCACCUUGGAAUUUUCUUUUCAUCUCCUUGACUGAUUAUCUUAUCUUAGUAAGAUUUAAUUAAUAUUAGCUCCCUUUUCUUGAUAAUGAGCGAAAAGAUAUACUGUACAGAAAUUAAUUUCCCAAGUGUUUAAACCCUAUUUUAGCUAGUAUUUUCUACUCUUUUCUCCCUUAGAAAGGGCUAUUUAUAUUUCUUAGCUCAUAAGAAAUAGCUUUCUUUUUAAGGUUUGUAUAAUCAUUCGCUCCCUCUCUAAGAGAACUACCUGUUACCUAAAAUGUGUAGCAGUUAGGUAGAUAUAGCAGUGGCCGUGUAUGACGCAAAAUGUGAGUAACUGAUUUUUAAAGACAGGAUUCUUGGCAUGGUUUUCUUCUUUGGGCCAUAUCUUUUAGUGCAACCAGAAUCAGAAAAUAACCUUUGUUAAUGAGCGUGUACAGACUCAAAAAGAAUAAGGGAAUUAUAUUGUAAUUUUACCUCUUUAGAGUUUUCAUAGAUACCAAAUGGUCCAAGAAAGUAGUAUGCUUACUUUAAAGGACACUUGGAGCCAUUAAGGGGAGUAAAAUAUUAUAACAGAACUCUUUGUAGUAGGCACUGGAAAGUCUGGUGGUUGAUAAAAUUAGCUCCUCCCUCAUCCCCCAAAUACAAACCUUUGAGGCCAGUGAACUUUGAAGAUGUGAAGAAAUCAGUUACCUCGUAUUUAUCAGAGAGUGAGUGGAAGGAAAGCAGACAAUAGGAAAUAGGUGAACUUGGCUUACAAGCUGGAAGAGUUGACUACAAGGUCGUGUUUUCUCAUUGACUCCAUCUUUGGCUAUUUCUACAGUUAUGAUUUAAAAAGAAAAAAAAAUUGACUUGAACUUCACUUGAAUUGAAAUUAACGUGUAAAAUUGGCUGACUUAUUUUUAUAUUAGGAGAAAAUAUAUAAUGCUCGUUAUCUAAUAAUAGGACUUUUAAACUUCAUGCUAAGAGUGUUGUAGUAUGGCAGUCUGAUAUAUCAGAAAGCACGUCAGAGAUAGGAGCCGGGAGUCCUAGGCUUUAGUUCCAUCUCUGCCAUUUUCUAGCUGAGUCUCUUUACUUCUCUGGUCUUUGGUUUCCUCGGCUGUCAAAUGAAGAGAAUGGAGUAGAUCAGCAUUUCCUGAACCGUGUUCUGUGGAACACUGAUCAGGAGAUGGUUAUAGGAAUGUAGACCCCAGUGUUUCGUUGGUCAUAUAAGUUGAGGAAAACCUGUGCACUAUAUUCACUCCCCUCUUCCCGCCCCCUUCCCCCUCCCCCAGUUUAGAGAGUCAUAGGUAGGAUGGCGGGUGAAAGGGCGUGCUAUUGAUGCAGAAACAACAGUUAUAACCUGGAGCUGUCCCACAAACUAGGACAUGUGGUCAUCAUAGUCAUAGUCAACAUUAGCAUGGUGGAGGCUCUAAGAAAUCCUGGUGUAAACCUGUUUUGCUCUAGCACCUAGUAGAGAGUCAGGCACAUAGUCGGUGUUCAUUAAAUAUUGAAUUACUCCAGAAUUUCCUAAGCUAAAUUGAGGAUGUAACACUAUUUGUUGUUAUGGCCAUCCGUCCCCUUCCAUUCUGCCCCCCUCAGCUCUCCACACUCCUUCUCAAAUGCCAUCCUCAGAUACAUGUGGACCCCAGUUGGGGACAUGAUGGACUAUAUGAUCACUGAGGUACUCUCCCGCUGUAGGUUAUAUGAUGUUUUGUACAGUAAGUUUUUGGAGGUCAACAUUGAAUAAUGCCCUUUUUAAAAACAUCACAUCCUCAGUGAAACUUAGCCAGCUCUGGUGGUCUAGUAGUUAAGAUCAGCACUCUCAGCACCACGGCCGGGAUUCAUUUCCCGCUCAGGGAACCACACCAACCGUCGGUUGUUUGUCAUACUGUGGUGGCUGCGUGUUGCUGUGAUGCUGAAAGCUAUGCCACUGGUAUUUCAGAUACCAGCAGGGUCACCCAUGGUGGACAGGUUUCAGAGAAGCUUCCAGACUAGACAAACUAGGAAGAAGGACCUGGCCACCCACUGCUGAAAAAUUAGCCGUGAAAACCCUAUGAAUAGCAAAGGAGCAUUAUCUGAUAUAGCACCAGAAGGUAAAAAGAUGGUACAAAAGACCAGGUGGGGUUCAACUGUGUUCUACACAGGGGUGCUAGGAGUCAGAAUCGAUUCAAUGUCACUAACAACGGUGAAACAUAGUAUGGUUUUUGUGUAUGUGUGGAAACAAAUGAAAAUUUCUUCCAUGUAAAAAUGCUGCUUGGUAAAAAGGACAAAUAUGAACUUCAAAGAAAAUGUUUGCUAUCCUAGAAAAUCUCCUGAGUGAACAAGUUCUUACUGCACCUGUAUCUGCCUUUGGCUGUGACAAAGGCCGCGAAAAGUGGGUCUCAAAGGGGAUCUUCAGAAGGUGACAUUCUGAAAGACAUUUUCCUGUGGAUUAAAGUUGACAUCUCUCUGAAGGAUCAGGUGCAAAUUUCCAGAUAUGUAGCAUCUUUGCUAAGAGUCUGAUUAUGUCCAUUCCCUAGGGUGAAAAAUAGUCUUUGUUGCUAUCCCUAACUAUUCCUGUGAAUUCUUAUGUUGUAUUAUCUUUAAAGAGCAAAGCCUGUAAGUACUAAUAGUUGUCUUUUCUCAUUGGUAGAAGCAGAAAGAUGCAGCUGUUUAUUCUCUUAGCCUUUUUUCUCUUUUUUCCACAGUCUAGUAAUAGUUAUUGGACUUAAUCUGAAAGAUAAAUAAGCCUUACUUCUUCCUUUUAAUGUAUUUUUUUCGUUUAAAUAAAAAAAACCCUUGGAAUAUUAGGAAGAAAAAUGUCAAUUCAACUAAGAAAAAAGAUGAAUCAUUGAACUGAAAGUGAGUUCUCCUCAGUUCCACUACUAGUUAUAUAACCUUGUUUAAGUUGUUUAUCCUUCUUGGAGCUCAGUUUUCUUACCUAUAUGGUGAUGAAGGGGUUAAGUUAGAAUGAUCUUUUAAUGUUCCAACAUUUCUAUGAUUGUAUAAUUGAUUAAUGUGGAAGAUCAGGAAUGUGGGCAGCAGAGUUGUUUUGUGACUUCAAAGAUUAAAAAUCUGGAGCAAAUAGAGAAUUCUCAUUAUUGUGUUCAUUUUCUAAUAAUAACUUUAUGAGAAAUAAUCACAUGCUGUAAAAUUCACCCUUUGAAAGUAUACAGUUGAGUAGUUUUUAGUAUAUUGACAGAGUUAUGCAACUAUAACCACUAGCUAAUUAUAAAAUAUUUCAUCACUCCAAAAAGAAAUCCUGUACCCAUUAGCAAUCACUUCUCACUCCCCUCUCCCCUCAACUCUCGGCAACCACUUAUCUGCAUUCUGUUUCUAUGCCUAUUCUGAACAUUUCAUACAAAUGCAGUCAUACAUUGUGUGGCCUUUUGUGUCUGGCUUCUUUCACUUAGCAUGUUUUCAGAGUUUGUCCAUGUUGUAACAUGUAUCAGUACUUCAUUUCUUUUUGUUACUAAAUAAUAAUCCACUGUAUGGUUAUACCACAUUUUGUUUAUUCAUUCAGUUGAUGGGGAUUUUCAUUGUUUUCACUUUUAAGAUAUUAUGAAAAAUGCUGGUAUGAACAUUUGUGUACAAGUUUUUGUGAGAACAUAUGUUUCCAUUUCUCUUGAGUAUACACCUAGGAGAGGAAUUGCUGGGUCAUAUGGAAACUCUAUAUUUAACAUUUUGAGUAAUUGCCAAACUGUUUUCCAAAGUGACUCUACCAUUCUACAAUUAUUGUGUUUAUUUUUAUCUUACCUUAAGAUCUUAGGCCAGUUACACAUUCAAGCAUUCAUCCACCCAUUCAUCACAUAUUUAUUGAGCUCUGUGUUAGAUGUAGAGGGUAUAAAAUUUUAAAAUGCAUCUUCCCACAUGUGUGAAGAGUCUAUUGAGAGAGACGAAUAACAGUGUAUUUCAACAUUUACAGUAGUUUAGUAACUUCUAUGAUAUAAGAAUGCAAGAAUGGGGAUAGGGCAACAGAACUUGAAAAGCGUGAAAAUAAGAGAAAGCAUGAUUGUUCAGGAAACUUCAAGUGCUUUAGCUGGAGAUGGUGUGCGAGGUUGCAAAUGCUUCAGUAGGAUAUGAUGAGUGCAAUAAGAGAACCACAAAGAGAAUGACAGGCCUGGAACAGGAUUAGAAAAGGCGACCUUUGAGCUGGACAUUGAAGGACUUUCGAGAAUAGGAAAUCAAAAUGGCAUAAACUAAAUAUUGAUCAGGUUUUUUGAGGGUGGAGAUGGGAUCGAAGAAAGUGUCCGGUAAUCAGUUAAAAAUAAAGAUCUAGAACUUGAGAGAACUCAAGAACAGAAAAUGGAUUUGUGAAGUCAGAUAAAAAUGAUGAAGUCUGAUAAUAAAUGAAAGCUCUAUGUUGUCCUUGUCCUAAUUUGUAUGUGACCAUAAUAGGCAUCCCAAGGGUAAUAGACCCCGAGCAGUUGCACAUGUUGCUUAUUAUUGGGGCCCUGGUGGUGGCAAGUUAGUUUGAGGGCCAUCCUUUUAGGAAUUAAGAAAAAUAUUCUUCUCCCAAUCCCAGAUUUUCUAACUAGCUAGAAAUUCAUGUACAAAAUGAAGAGGUAGGAGAGAAAACCCAAAUUUUUGUUAUUGAGUUAUUAUGAGGGUAUUAUUUAUCUCUGAAUGAUAUACUUUGAAUUUAACUAUAUAAAGUUCCUUAGACAAUCAGAGCUUGUGACUAUUCAUCCAUUUAACAAAUAUGACUGAAGGUGUACUGUGUUUCAGGCAAUCUGCAAAGAGAUAAACAAAAACACAGUUCCUGACCCGAGUUUGUAGGGAGAGAUUGACAUUCACUUAUCACAGUGAGAGAAGUACUAUAAUAGGUGACAGAAAUGCUAUAAGGACAGAAAGACAGUCCCAAUUAAUUUUUUUUUAAUGCCAAUCCUCCUCCUUUUUUUUUUUCCCCCUUUUUCUCCCCAAAGCCCCAGUAGAUAGUUGUAUGUCAUAGCUGCACAUCCUUCUAGUUGCUGUAUGUGGGACGGCCUCAGCAUGGCCGGACAAGCAGUGCAUCGGUGUGCGUCCGGAUCCGAACCCGGGCCGCCAGUAGCGGAGCGCGCGCACUUAACUGCUAAGCCACGGGGCAGGCCCGCCAAUUAAUUCUUCUUAGAGGUGCCAUAGCUUCAGAGAGGGAUGAUAAUUGAAAUUAUCUGAUGUUCUGUCUAGCUGGCCUGGAGAGCAUAUGCCUUAGAAAAUCACUUACUAGGAUUUGUAAAGUGGGAGGGAAAUAACCCAACACGGAACAGAUAUGAGUUUACCAACUGCCACACCUACCUUGUUGUCUAAAGGUUAAUAAAGUUAGUUAAGAAGCCCUUACUGCCUUUACCAAAAAUAACUCUGCUUUUGAGGGAAAAAAAUGUGUCUAUAAGAUAUUCAAGAAAGUGCAUUUUGCUACAUGUCUAUAGAUCACCUCCACAAGAGUACUGAAUGUGAGUUAGUGAGAUAAAUCAGGGUCUGAACUCAAGGAGCUUACCUUCACUAUUGAUGAAGAGUCAGACAAGUAAACAAUUAUAAUAUCUAUGGAUUCCCUCAUUUUUACUCUGUUAUGUUCUCUGUAGGAUCUUCUAGCACAGGUAUAUUUCAUCAUCUUUGUAUUGCCAGCACCACAACCUGGGCAUAUCUUUGUUAUGGCCCUUAACAAACUGAAUUAUCAAUUACUUUCUUAUGUGUCUUUUUCUACUGGUCUAGGGUCUUGUUCACCUCUGCACUGGUGGCACACAGUAGAUGUACAGUUGAACGACUAUAUGAAAGAAAAAUACAUGAAGGGCCACUAAAAACGAUUCAAAGCCUAACUCUAUCUGGAUAUAAAAAAUAAGAAGACCUGACAAGGGGCUGGGCCAGUUGCGUAGUGGUUCAGUUUGUGCGUUCCACUUUGGCGGCCCGUGGUUUGUGGGCCCAGAUGCUGGGUGUGGACCUACACGCUGCUCGUCAGGCCAUGCUGUGGCAGCGUCCCAUAUACAAAAACAGAGGAAGAUUGGCACAGAUUGUCAGGGACAAUCUUCCUCACCAAAAGAAAGAAAAAGACCUGAUAAGACUGUUGCUCUCAGUUAGUUUAUCUAUACCUGUAGCCAAAAAAGAGAAAAUGGAAAAGAUGAGAGAAAAAUCUUAGUUGUACCAUGGUCCUCAGAGAGAAAGAAAUGGUUCCUCAGUCGAGAGAGUUAACAUUUCUGUAGUGAAAUCUAUUUUUCAAAAGUACUCUUAAAUUAAGAAAAAAGUCUUAUAAUAUGACGGCUUGCCUUUUUGUUUCUCUGUAACUUGGCUAACUAACUAAGAUACUCAGUGUCAGGUGACUAGGGCUGGCUUCUAAACUCCUACUGUAGGAGGUGAUAAGUAUGGGGUUAGGCAAUGGACAGGAAGCAAUUGCCUGCAAUUGUUUCAAGCACCUCAUAUUCCAGUGGAGUUUUAAUCCCUUCUAUGAAAUGCAGAUUUCUUAGUCCCCAAGAUAAGCUUUAAAUGUUUUCUUUCCCAAUGUCUUAUCUUUUGUCAUUCACAAAGCAGUGCAUUUUUGACUGAAGGACUGAAUAAUUCUGUAUCUUCUAGCUUUCAGAUGUAACCAGCCUACUAAAUCUAGAAACUAUGGCUCUCUUGAUUAAGAAUUAGUAUGAUAAGUAAGGUAUUUAUGUAGACAUUUAAGAAAAACUGUCCCAAUGAAAUACACUCUUUUGUUUUCUUUUUUACUAAUAUCUUAAAUUGUGGUGUGAUGUAUUCAAACUGUGAUAAUUCACCUAAAUGAGUCUGAUGGAAGAGAGUGUGUUCUGCUCUAAUUUGUGUGGUAUAUGAAUUGUUUGCAGGUUUU
Molecule: messenger RNA, 8984 nt
Organism: Diceros bicornis minor
Lineage: Eukaryota; Metazoa; Chordata; Mammalia; Perissodactyla; Rhinocerotidae
Gene: SPATA6
Product: spermatogenesis associated 6
Exons: 13
Coding region: 171-1640 (489 amino acids)
Biological process (GO): spermatogenesis; motile cilium assembly
Molecular function (GO): myosin light chain binding
Source: RefSeq, a predicted model, not a curated record